GUUAUAGGCUGGAGUGUUGACAUGAUUUGUGAGGUGACAGGCAGCAGUGCGAUGCGGCGCGCGAGGUGAGCGCGUGAGCGGUGCGCCCGUUGUCCUGGCCAGCAGCUUCUGAAACACACUACUUCUAAAACACACUACUUCUGAAACACACUACUUAAGGUCCACGGGGCUGCAGGACAAACUGACCAUAAAUGUGUAAAUAAAGCAGCCCUACCCCGAGCGCGAGGCGUUCCCCUCAGACUCUUUCGAUCAAUCACACAGACACUGGCUUCUUUUGAUUAAACCCCAAAUUGUCAUUGGACAGAGCUAAUCAUGUGACAAGCAAUACGGUCCAAUUUCAACCUUGUCUCCAUGAAAGCAAUAGUUUCAUGGCAUCGCGGUCCCCAUACGGCCGGAAUCAGUAAAAUAGUUUUAAAAAAAAACCGGCCACGAUAUUUCAUUAUUUUUUUUCCUGGGCCACAGAUUUACUGAAGGCUGAAUUUUCUAGGACGUGGUUGGAGAUGAAUUGCGAAUUCGAGCGAGAGACGGGUUUUAUCAAUAGUCAGCCGUCGCUCGCCGAGUGCUUGACGUCUUUUCCCCCUGUCGGUGAUGCAUUUCAAAGUUCAUCAAUCAAGAACUCGACGCUUUCACACCCGACACUGAUUCCACCUCCAUUCGAGCAGACCAUCCCCAGCCUGAACCCGGGCAGCCACCCCCGACACAGCCGGCCCAAGCAGAGCCUCAUCGGUACCGGUACCUGUCCUCUGCCCAACGCCUCUCUCCCCCCCGAGUACCCGUGGAUGAAGGAGAAGAAAGCCUCCAAGAAGAAUCAGGCAACGUCGGCUGCGACAACACACGACACGGGAGCCCUUUACUUUUCUCCUCAAGGAUCGCCCGAGCUCUCGGACGGCGGUGGCGGGACGACCCGACGGUUGAGGACCGCGUACACUAACACCCAGCUCCUGGAGCUCGAGAAGGAGUUCCACUUCAACAAGUACCUAUGCAGACCCCGGCGCGUGGAGAUAGCCGCCCUUUUGGACCUGACGGAGCGGCAGGUGAAGGUCUGGUUUCAGAACCGCAGGAUGAAACACAAGAGACAGACGCACUGCAAGGAGAACCAUCACGGCGAGGGGGGCACGUUUAAGAGUCAGGAUCACGACAGUGACCAGGGCGACGGAAAGUCGUUCUACGAGCAGGCGGGGAACAAUGUGACCGGGGCUCUAUUGGAAAGAGAGACAUACCAGUUCCAGCAAAAUACCAUAACGUCACAACAGUCCCAACACGGGCACAAUGGGGAGAGCCCCAGCUCUACUGUUUCGGCCCUCGGCAGCAAUGAGAAAAAUCCGAAACAUUUCCCCUGCCCAUCACCCCCCGUCCCGGCCUGCGCCUCAACAAUGGCGGUGGAUUGCGCAUCUGGUCGGGACAAUGGCGCUUCCCCGGCCCUGGACAUUUCUCUGCAGGACUUUCACGUUUUCUCCUCCGAGGCCUGCCUCCACCUUUCGGAUUCCGUAUCCCCGAGCCUGUCAGACUCGGUUGAUAGCCCCGUAGGCAUCUCGUCCGAGGGGUUUGAUUUUUUCUCGGAGACGCUAACCACCAUCGACCUGCAUCACUUGAGCUACUGACCGGACACCGUAGCGAAGUUAAGUUCAGAACUAUCUCCCUAACAAUCUGCGUCUCACACUCUCCGCGCUAUUGCCUCUUUUAUUCUCAUGAUUUAAUUAAUUAGUCCAUUAACCUUAAAGAGGUAAGUUUGCUAAUAACCGAAUUAAGAAUCUAUGUGUUUACAAGUUGCGUCAAUGCAGGAAAUAAAUAAAUAUUUUCUCAUUUUAUUUUUGUAUCCCCUUUCAGGUAACUUCAUAUUUUCUUAGAAUAAAUUUGUACUUGUA
Clupea harengus (Atlantic herring) is the source of this 1865-nucleotide messenger RNA. RefSeq names its product homeobox A2b (gene hoxa2b). Gene Ontology annotation, molecular function: DNA-binding transcription factor activity, RNA polymerase II-specific; RNA polymerase II cis-regulatory region sequence-specific DNA binding. The record is from RefSeq and is a predicted model, not a curated record. Gene Ontology annotation, biological process: regulation of transcription by RNA polymerase II. Gene Ontology annotation, cellular component: nucleus. NCBI's taxonomy places the organism in Eukaryota, Metazoa, Chordata, Actinopteri, Clupeiformes, Clupeidae.